Molecule: messenger RNA, 9855 nt
Organism: Passer montanus (Eurasian tree sparrow)
Lineage: Eukaryota; Metazoa; Chordata; Aves; Passeriformes; Passeridae
Gene: TRIM71
Product: tripartite motif containing 71
Biological process (GO): proteasome-mediated ubiquitin-dependent protein catabolic process; protein polyubiquitination
Molecular function (GO): ubiquitin protein ligase activity; zinc ion binding; protein binding
Source: RefSeq, a predicted model, not a curated record
CGAGAGAGGGGGACUGCCCUUCUCGGCCGUCCUCGGAGCCCUUUUAUUCUUCCCAUCUCCUCCUCCGCGUCCCGCCAGCGUGAGUCUCUGCCGGUGGGGUGGGCACCAACGCCGCCCUCGAUCCCCACCCCCCAGUCAUGCGGUGGUGGAGCAGGCGUCGGCGGGGGAAGACUGGAGCCGGAGAAGUCUGCCUGGCCACUGUGUUUCAGUGCCUCUCUCUCUCCUAGAGCUGCUCUGGAUUGCAAAAGUGGAGGGGGGAACUGAAACGAAAUUUCCCCUUCCCCCCCGACAAGCACAGGUUUAAAGGAAAAGAGGAAAAAACCCAACGCCCCAAGAAGAAAGAGCGAAACUUGAGUUAAGCCCCCGCUGCCCCCCAGCCGCCCGGCCGAGAGGGACUUGCACUGCCGCUCCGACCCGGUUCUGCGGCCGUGGGAACCGGAGCCCAGCCCCGGCGGACAGAGUUCGGUCCCCGCUGGAUGCGGCGGGGAUCGGGCGGUCGGCGCCCAUGCACUUUCCGUUGAGGAAGAGGACAAGUAACCAAACCACGUUGUCAAACUGCUGACCCGAGGGGGAGAUGAGAAGACUGUGUGAGGUAUUGACCGAUCGGGGAAUCAAUACAAUUUGUCUAAUGCAACGGGGGAUCGGGGGUUAAGUACAUGAGAGGGACGAGAGGAUCCAUUUACUGAGGGAGAACGGGACAGCUACACCUUGAUACCAAAAAUACUCCCCCCUCCCCGCAGCAGCCAGCCCGGCAGCAGCGACGUACGAGGAGAGGACCCAGCUCCCUGCAGACCGCCGGAUCGAUGACACCGUAUUUGCAAAACCGGCCCAUCGAUCCCACUUGGCAAAACGACUGAUCGAUGCCAGCUUGCUCGAGAGACACGUUUUUGCCCCCCAUCGGGGAGUCAGGCCCAUCGCAAAUGGCUUCGUUUCCCGAGUCCGACUUCCAGAUCUGCCCGCUGUGCAAGGAGAUGUGCGGCUCGCCGGCUCCCCUCUCGUCCAACUCCUCCACCUCCUCGUCCUCCUCGCAGACCUCCAGUUCCUCCGGGGGCGGCGGCGGCUCCUCCUGCGGGGGCCCGCCGCGGCGGCUCCACGUCCUGCCCUGCCUGCACGCCUUCUGCCGCCAGUGCCUGGAGGCGCAGCGGCACCCCGGCACGGGGGACGCGCUCAAGCUGCGCUGCCCCAUCUGCGACCAGAAGGUGGUGAUCUCGGAGCCCUCGGGCAUGGACGCGCUGCCCUCCUCCAACUUCCUCCUCAGCAACCUGCUGGACGUCGUCGUCGUGGCGGCCGCCGCCGACGAGCAGAAGAACGGCCGCGCCGCCGGGGCCGGCCCCGCCGCGGGCUCGGGCGGCGGCGGCAACAACCGGCACCACGGCCGCNCGCCGCCGGCUCCUCGCCCGCCGCCGCCGCCUCGGCCGCGCCCUCCUCGACGUCGUCGUCGUCCUCCUCCUCGGGCGGCGGCGGCGGCGGCGCUCCUGCUGCGGCGGCCCCACAGCCGGCAGGGCGAGCCGCGCUGCAGCUCCUGCGACGAGGGCAACGCCGCCAGCUCCCGCUGCCUGGACUGCCAGGAGCACCUGUGCGACAACUGCGUGCGGGCGCACCAGCGCGUCCGCCUCACCAAGGACCACUUCAUCGAGCGCUUCGCCGCCGGCCCCGCCGCCGCCGGCCCCGCCGCGCCGCUCGCCCUCAGCCCGCCCUACCCCGCCUCGCCGUACAACAUCCUCUCUGUCUUCCCCGACCGAGCCAGCUACUGCCAGCACCACGACGACGAGGUACUGCAUUUCUACUGUGAUACCUGUUCUGUCCCCAUAUGUCGGGAAUGUACCAUGGGACGACAUGUGGGUCACAGCUUUAUCUACCUCCAAGACGCCCUACAGGACUCCAGGACUCUCACCAUUCAGCUCCUGGCAGAUGCUCAGCAAGGACGACAGGCUAUUCAACUGAGUAUUGAACAGGCCCAGGCUGUGGCAGAGCAAGUGGAGAUGAAAGCGAAGGUGGUGCAGUCUGAAGUCAAAGUAGUGACCACCAGACACAAGAAGGCCUUGGAAGAGCGGGAGUGUGAGCUGCUCUGGAAGGUGGAAAAGAUUCGCCAAGUCAAGGCCAAGUCACUCUACUUGCAAGUUGAAAAGUUACGUCAGAACCUAAACAAGCUGGAUAACACCAUCAGUGCUGUUCAGCAGGUCCUGGAGGAGGGUCGUACCCUGGAUAUUCUUCUGGCUCGGGACCGCAUGCUGGCUCAGGUGCAGGAGCUGAAGAACGUCAGAGGCCUUCUCCAGCCACAGGAAGACGACAGGAUCAUGUUCACCCCCCCUGACCAGGCAUUGUAUAUGGCCAUUAAAUCCAUGGGCUUUGUCAGCAGCGGGGCUUUUGCUCCCUUGACCAAAGCCACGGGGGAAGGCCUCAAGCGUGCGCUGCAGGGCAAGUUGGCCUCGUUCACCGUGAUCGGCUACGACCACGACGGGGAGCCUCGCCUUUCCGGGGGUGACAUGAUCUCUGCCGUGGUCAUGGGCCCGGAUGGAAACCUUUUCGGGGCGGACGUCAGCGAUCAGCAGAACGGGACCUACCUGGUCAGCUACCGUCCCCAGCUGGAGGGAGAGCACCUGGUGUCCGUGAUGAUGUGCAACCAGCACAUCGAGAACAGCCCCUUCAAAGUGAUGGUGAAGUCGGGGCGCAGCUACAUCGGCAUCGGGCUGCCAGGGCUGUCCUUCGGCAGCGAGGGAGACAGCGACGGCAAGCUCUGCCGCCCCUGGGGGGUCAGCGUCGACAAAGAAGGCUUCAUCAUCGUUGCCGACCGCAGCAACAACCGCAUCCAGGUGUUCAAGCCGUGCGGGACCUUCCAUCACAAGUUUGGCACACUGGGCUCCCGGCCGGGCCAGUUCGAUCGCCCCGCCGGCGUGGCCUGUGACGUUUCGCGGAGGAUCGUCGUGGCCGACAAGGACAAUCAUCGCAUCCAGAUCUUCACGUUCGAGGGGCAGUUCAUUCUGAAGUUCGGGGAGAAAGGAACAAAGAACGGGCAGUUCAAUUACCCAUGGGAUGUGGCCGUCAACGCAGAGGGCAAGAUCCUGGUCUCUGACACGAGGAACCAUCGCGUUCAGCUGUUCGGGCCCGACGGCGUGUUCCUGAACAAGUACGGCUUCGAAGGGGUACUCUGGAAGCACUUUGAUUCCCCCAGAGGUGUGACGUUCAAUCACGAGGGCCACUUGGUAGUGACGGACUUCAACAACCAUCGCCUCUUGGUCAUCCAUCCGGAUUGCCAGUCGGCGCGCUUCCUGGGCUCCGAGGGCACCGGCAACGGGCAGUUCCUGCGCCCGCAGGGAGUGGCGGUGGAUCAGGAAGGGCGCAUCAUCGUGGCCGACUCCAGGAACCACCGGGUGCAGAUAUUCGAGUCCAAUGGUAGCUUUUUAUGCAAGUUUGGCACUCAGGGAAGCGGCUUUGGCCAGAUGGACCGUCCUUCAGGUAUAGCUGUCACCCCUGAUGGCAUGAUCGUUGUGGUCGACUUCGGAAACAAUCGAAUUCUCGUCUUCUAAUCUGUGUUUGAAUUAGGAAGAAACUGUCUCAGGGAAAUUCUUCUAAGAGAAAAUGAAAAAAUACAACGUUAAUUCAAACCUACCUCAUCUUUAAUUUUUUUACAGAUGAAUGUACUUACCUUUUCUGCAGGGAGUGAGCCUGUAAAAUUGAAUUCUAUCUACCUCAUUGUCCUCCCUUCCCUCCCCCAUUUCUCACCGAUUUCUCAUCCCCACAUACUCAUAGUUCAGAACGUUUUACCUCUUUCCCCCAGAUGGGGUUUCAUGCACAAACAAGAAUUGCUGUGCACAUUAGGUGGUUUGUGUGGUGAGUUCUGUUAGACUAAGCCAAGAAAGGCGCUAUGUAACUUUUUAAAUGGAGAAAAUGGUAGUAGAUGUUUGUAGAGAAUUUGUGUUCUUGACCAUUCUGCAGUUCUGUGGGUGGGGACAUGGGAGGGGAGGGACAUUUGUUGUUGGUUUUGGUUUUGUUUUGUUUUGUUUUUUUCAUUGCUGCUGCAGCAGAGAACUUUUUCCUGUUCUCCUUUUUAUACCUCAGUGUGUUUGAUUUACUGGCAAGCACAGCAUCUUGUUCCCAGACAACUUUGAACGUUUUAUGAAAGUGAGAUUCGCUUGCCAGGAAGAGCAAGUUUGUAUCUUUUUUGGCAUUUCUGUGUAUUUUUUUACUGAAACACAGUAAUUUAACAGCACAAAGUGAAGCUGAUGAAAAUGCACAAAAAUUCUUUAAGUUUAAACCAAAUUGUUCAUUUUAGUGGCUUAGUGCGGUCAUUGUAAAGUUUAGAUGAAAAGCAAGGCUUCCUUUAGUGUAUCCUGUCAUUAAGAAUUUCAUUUUUACCUCUUUUCACCUGAAAGCUAAAUUAGUUUGAAAAAAGUUACUGUUUAUUUUUAUCAGUGCCCCUAAUCUAGGUAACAGAAGAGGUUAGAAGGGGCAUUGAAACAGGGAAAAAUCAAACCCUUUUGAUUUACUUUCUUGUGAAAUGACUUAGCGUAUUUUGCCUCUUCCCAUAGCGAAACCUUAAGGGAAUAAUGUUUGAAUUUGUUAGAAGUGGUACCUUUUUCCAAAAGUAAGAAAUAAGCACAGCUUUGGAGAUUCAGGGUGUGAUUUGGAGAAGUCAAAAGUUGUUUUGUUUUGGGGUUUUUUGUUCAGAGAGGAUUGCAAUAACUCUACCACUGAUUAAUUAUUAUUAUUAUUUUUUUAAUCUUCUGGCUUCCCCAGAGAGUUGGACUGAAGAUUUUGGGAAUAGUACUGUAGCUUUUAGGGUGGGUGGGGUGGGCCUGGAGCUCCCUGCUGCAGGAUCUCUGGCUGCAGAUCCAAGUGAAGAGUUACCAGUACCAGCUAAAGGCAAACUGCAUCAAGGUGAAACUUUGCUGCUUUUUUCCCAGGGCAGUACCAAAGACUUCUGUGUAAAAUUAAUGUAUAUGAUCCUUAAAAGCCUGGAGGCAGAGGGAAGUUUGCCCUUUCGGGGAUAUAGAAACUGGUGUUCUGAGAAGCAGAAACUUUUGGGGAGAAUAGAGAUCUCUUUAGCAAAAUGUGACUUUGAGUCCCUGGAAGGAUUUAGUUUUAUUCUUCAAUUUCCUGCAUUCCAGUUUAGCUGUUCAAGCAGAUAUGGUCUCUACAGACCUGCAGCUUCACCCUCUGGUGUUGGCAAACAAGAAUUGUUCAAAGUGGGCAACAGAGGGCUCUUCUUGCUCUCUGCAGUGAGAAAACUGACUGUCAUUACUCUUGAGUUUGGAAAUGCCAUGGGAUUUAUCUUACUGUUUGCAAGAGAUGAUCUUUGAAAUGUAAAUGUCAAAAAGUCUGAAGAGCCUUAACCAUCCUGCAAGGAAAGGGUUCAUCUCUCUGCCAGCCACCAUGCACAAAAGUGACCUGAGGUUGAAAGGCUCUUUAGAAGUUUGUGAGAAAUCACGAGGUGCACUUUCCUUCUUGCUGCUUUUCCCCUCCAAGGAGUGUAAACUUUCUGAGUUUCCUAGAAAUACCAAUGAUGUGUGCAGACAGAGAGAGCUGCCACUUUAGAGGAGGCUUAAACUAAAGGACCAGAAAAAGACAAGAGAGAUUCGUGAGAUGGCAAAACCUCUUUCAAAAGAAGGAUGAGGAAAACCACCUAAAUUAAAUGGGAUAAAACAACUGUGCUGCCUUUCAGCCAAAGCCUGAAGGAAGCAAACUCUUCAAAGCAGUGUGUUUCAGUUAGGCUUAAUCUUAGGAUAGCAUGGUUUAAAAACAGUCUUGAAAGGAUAAUUUUUUAUACAGGUGUCUGUCAUUAAAUUUCUGUGGCCACACAAAACAUGUAUCAGAGAGAGCUAGUUUAACUUCAAGUUCUGCAAGUUCUGCCUGUGUGCAUGCCUCCCUUCUUGGGGUUGGCCUACAGUUGUGACAGAUGUCCAUAGUUGUCUUGUGUUGUUCAGCCCAAGAAUUAUUUGCAACUUGGGCUGUGAAAACUAAUAGCCUGCAAGAUCCAGAUACCAAAGAAUAGUGGUUUAAAAAGCUUUAAUUUUAAAGUUUGCAGUGUCCUUGCAUUUAUCCUGUCAUGUCUUAAUGAAGAUGCCAGGUCUCUAAAUACUUUGACCAGAGUGGCUGACAGUGUUGAAGUGUCCUAGAAAUGCUCUUGUGCUUAAAUGCUUGUGGGGUUUGCCCUUCUCUGUGGCUAGAAGGGAGUUGUUUUUCCAGGCAUUAAAAAAAAAAGAAAAAAAAGAAAAAAAGAAAAAAAGAAAAGAAAGUAAGUGUGCAGUCGGGAUUGUGUUGAACUGGAGGAACAUUUUGCCCCCACAGCCUGCACCGUGUGGAAGGUGACAGACACUGAAGUUGCCCUUUGCUUUUUGAAUGGAGCCAUUGCACAACCCCCCAGCCCAGCUCAGUCAGGAAGAGGCGUGACUUAAACUCUUUCUAAGUUGCUGUCUAUUUAACUCAGUGGGAUUUGCUUGCAAACCGAACCUUGAGUGUUUGACCUCAUGUUGUUGGGGAGCUUUUUCGUUUUAAAAACACUACUAUUUAGCUACCCAAAAGAAUUCCUUAUCUUUGUGAUAGAUCGUGCUAAGCACACUUGGUCUCAUUGAAAAGUGAUAGUGUAGCUUAUAAAAUGGAGUGUUUUAUAUGCAAUGAAAAAAAGUAGUGCUAAUAUACAAUGCCAACAUCAGAUGCCCCGUAGAGACUUACUAAAAAGUAAUAAAUGAGGUUCCAACCUUGCUCUGCUUUUCCAUGCAUGUUCUCAGGUUAAUGCCCCAGUAUCAUAAUGUCCAUGCAUGCAGAGAGGAAAAACAAGGCUUGGAAGCUGGAUUGCAAACCAAACAAGCAUUCAGAGUAACCUUAACUAGGGGAAAUGGCCUGGAGAAGGGUAAAGUGAGCGUGUGCCUCCUCGUUGGGGAACAGCAAAUGUGAGGGACAGAGCUGUCUACUCGAACUCCCAAAGGAUUUUCUCUCUGCCAGGUUAAAUCAGUGGCUCUCUGUAAACCUUUUGCUUGACAAAAUGUUAUCAGCAAUCAGUGUGGCUGGUUUGGGUGCUCAGCAUAUAAAGCAAUCUUGUCCUUUUCUCAGAAUAUUUAAGCAGGAACUUUAGUAGCAAACUGAAGCAGAUUCAGUACUUAAUAGUGCAGGUCCUUCACAUAACUUGCUCCUUUUGAUUUAGUACAUUUUAAAUAUAACUUAUUUAAGGAGGCCCAUAAACCUGAAACUUUACAGAAAGCAAGGAAAGGAAGAUGACACCUGAAAACUAAUGCAUGUUAGGGCCAGACAUAACCAGCCUGGGAGAAAGAACAGGUCACUUGGAUGUGGCAUUCCCUUGGAAUUGAAGGAAAGUAGGCCCAGUCCAUUAUGUUACAGUUAAACCAAAAUUGAUUUCUGAAGAGAGCAGGUUUAUAGACUCAUCUUGCCAUAACUUUGAUCAUAAGAUUUCUUUGUUCAGUUUUAGUUUAAAAAAAAAUAUUGUGCCAAAGUUUUGUUUAUUUUUUAAAGGAGUGUAAGCCAAAUGGUGCCAAAAGGUAAUAGGGUAUUUAAAAGUAGAGAUAUUUAGAGAAACAGUUUGGAACUGUAUAAAAAAGGAACACUGGUACUUGAGUUAGACAAAUAUUGUACCUUUGGUCUUUGAGUCCUUGGGAGUUGGAAACCCAGUUUGCUGUGGUACAAAAUGCACAACUAGAGAUGCCACUAUCUUUUGCUUGAAGUUCUACCUCACUUUGCAGAAGUAAAUCAUCUACCUCAAUUUAGCAUCAGACAGGUUUGGGAAAUAGUUGAGAAUCUGCCUGGGGGAAGGAUUCAUCCUGCCUGUUGGAAAAGCAUUUAAAUUGAAACAGAGAUACUAAGUGUGUACUAUGUGGUGACUGCUUGCUUUUGUUUGCUUUUGUUUUUGCUGCCUGCCUAUGGAGAUAUUAAGCUGCCCUUGCUAGAGAAUCUGUAAAUAAAACCAAAUGUUCAGGCAAACUGGACUGAGACCUGAAAAGCUUCCAAGUUUUUUCUGGUUUCACUACGAGGUAUGGAAGUGUAAACUUCUGUUCAGUAUUAUGACACUACUGGCUGACUUGACAUCCUUCAUGUUCAUUUGCAGUGUUCUUAUGUCCUUAAGACCUUUAGGUCUUCUCUCUACAAGACAAAAACUUUUAUGCAUGCCUACCAAUGUGUCCUGUUUGGGAGGACUGGUGUUAUGAUUGCUGUAAACACAAUGCUAUACCAAAUGAUUGAAGGGAAUAAGGUCCUGGUUUUUUUAUUUUAUUGACUUGGUGAUUGUAUUAGUAGCUUGCUUGACUCAAUGGGAUUUUUUCCACCAUGACAAAGCAAUCAAGUUCCUAUUCCUGGAGGGCAGCUUAGGUUCAGACAUACUCAAGAGAGGCAGUUUAAAACCAGUGUCUUGGGGUUUUAGGCAAGUUAAGUAGUGAUGUGCAACGUACCCCGUUUUACCUGUGGAGUUAAGUUGCAGAAGCAUAUUUUCAGACUACUCUGUUGGAGGAAAAAGUCGUCCUUUUUCCUCCCCAGCUCAUAUUAAGGGGUGGCAGAAGUGGGUACAGGAGACCCCUAAUAACAAUAGGCUGUGUUUGGUUUGGUAAAUGUUAUGGUGGGAAAUGUACAUUGAUGUCUCUAAGUGAUCUUACGGGUUAACAAGCCAGACUGGCAUCUUUUUCCAUCAUUGUUCAACCAAUAAUGGUUCUAAAAAUGCUUUGUGUACCUGCAUGGUCUUAGACCUUCUAUUAAUGAUUGUAUCAACUUACAAACUCAGGUAGAUAAUUUUUUAAGCUCUUUCAUAGAGCCUUACUGACUGAAUGUUAAGUGUCUGUGUACUGAUGUAGUUAAGUAACUUCCUUUUGAACUACCAGACUAGUUAAAAAAAAGUCCUUUUAUAGGUUUGUAGAGUACUUUUCAGACAAUGUAGUAGAUUUUCCUUCAGAGGGAGAGAUGCCUGUUUCUGAGGGGUUUUUUUAGUGGUUUUUGUUUUGUUUUGUUUUUUCUCUAAAAUGACUAAGAGGUUUUUAACUAGUUUGUAAGGUUUGCUUAGUCACCUGAGUUGGUGGGGGUUUCUGUGACUCUUGUUUGUACUGUGCAUUACCUGUCAUGCCCUGCUCACUUUGUGCACAGGUCCUUGGAGGAGUUGAGGGUGUGAAACACAUGCCUGCAAUUUAACUCAAAUAGAAGUUGCAAGCCUUGAACAAAAUGAAGCUCAGCCCCAUGAAACCAAUGUCAAACAAGUGCUUUUUUCCCCUCUCCCCCACACCCUUAAUUGGCUGUAGAUGUAUGCCCCAUCUUACAAAAUUUUCACUACUGAUUUAUGAGUAGCAUUGCCUCAGUGCAGGUUUGCACUGGGAUCCAGGCUGAUCUUGUCAUUCUUUGGAUGUUGGGCAUCUUGAGUUGGUUUGAUUUCUUAGUUUCCUCUUGUGUUAUUUCUUUUCUACUUUAGUAACUAAUCAUGCUGCUCUCCUAAUAAUAAUAAAAUAUCUCAGGAGGUCAGACAGUGCUCUGCUUUUAAUGAGCUGCUCAGAGCUUUUAUAUCUAAUUGAAAAUGAGUCAGGCUGUGACAAAAAUUGCCGUGCUCCAAAAAGGGCAUCACAUUUCUACUUGGACAAAAAGUGAUACAAUAUUUACUUGUCAGAUGUUGAGUACUGCAGAGAAGAAAGCAUGACAGGUUAUGUGCAAACUUUUAAGUAGAAUAAGUGAACAAAAUGUUAGAAAUCUUGUGUUAAUGGAGGCUUCUGAAUGUAUCUUUGUGGUCCAUAGGGAAGGCUGAAGGAUGUAGCAAGGAGACGAUGUAUCAGCUACUGGCAGCCUUAAAACAAAGUCAGUGUCUCUCUGGACUUUAAAAUGUUCCUAUGCAGUUUAUUUUAUUUUUGUUUAAUCAAAUAAAUGUGAGGUUUUUUU